UUACUAAGUUCCAUGUGUUUUGUUCUCAGACAGACUUCAUGAAACCUCUGGACAGGUAUGUGUUGAUCAGCCUGCAAGAACUGAAUCUAUAGAAGGGAAGUCGGUCACCAUCCCGUGCCAAUUUUCAUUUCCAGAACCGAAGAACAGGAUUGAGUCCUCAACUAUCAUUGUGAAAGCAUCUAAUUUAGUUUUCUGUAUAGGGCAUAAUAAGACCAUUUAUGAUUCCAGUACAGGAAUGUUCUCUCCCAACUAUCAGGGAAGGUUGAAUGUGACAUUCGAUCUAAGACACAAAAAUGCCUCAAUAACCAUAAACAAUGUAAUGAUGGAGGACGCUACACAAUAUUGCUGCCGCUUAGAACUGAGUUUUCUUGAUAGGGGCGACCAGAAAUGGGGAAGCCGUGAUGGUACAAGGCUUAUAGUGAAAGAUAGGAAUGAACCCGGUCUGGAGACAAUACCUCUGAUCUUUGCUGCUCCUGGAGAAAAUGUGACACUUCUGGGCCACUUCACAAAUAAUAAUGUAAAAUCUGCAAGUGACGUCACCUGUCAUGUAUGGAGGACCGCAUACAGAGCUACUGGAUGUGACAGCGGCACAAAUAUCGGAGAAUGCACCUAUAAGAAUAAUGCUUUAUAUUUCCAAAUCAACCAAGUUACCAGCGAGUAUAAUGCCUUUUAUUGCUAUCAAGUGAAAAUGUCUACUAAUAAUGAAGAGGAAAACACGUAUUACUAUCUUGGACCACAACUUCUUAUUAUAGGUAAAACAAGCACCUUAAACAUCAUUCAGCCAGAGGAAGUGGAAUUCCAUCAAUCAUCUAUAAUCAAUUGCAGUUUCACUCUACAACAGGACAACUCUAUUCUAUUGAUGGACGUCCAAUGGAUUAUCGGGGAUGCUAGAGAGAGCUACGCCUACCAUCCAAACCCAGACUACAUACACCCAGAUUACAAGGGAAAGACCAGAUUGGUGGACGGGUCCAACCUUCACCUGGAAGACCUCCAUGGGCCAGAUAACACCACCUUCUACUGCCGAGUAAUCAUCAGACAAUGCUUUGGAAACCAAGAAAGUCCCAAUCGCAUAGAUACGAUCUUAGAAGAAGGUCCUGGGACACGAUUAAUAGCUAAAGGUACAUACUGACCAUCAAAAAUGUCUAAAAGUAUUAUUCAAGAAUCAAAACGAGCUG
This is a messenger RNA of Rana temporaria (common frog), 1175 nucleotides long. RefSeq lists its product as uncharacterized. Bases 236 to 1129 code for a protein of 297 amino acids. The record is from RefSeq and is a predicted model, not a curated record. The transcript has 3 exons. Lineage: Eukaryota; Metazoa; Chordata; Amphibia; Anura; Ranidae.